AUCCCCCUUCCGCAUUCCCCCUUCCGCAUUCCCCCUUCCGCAUUCCCCCUUCCGCAUCCCCCUUUCCCCAUCCCCCUUUCCCCAUCCCCCCUUCUGCAUUCCCCCUUCCGUAUUCCCCCUUCCGCAUUUCCCCUUCCGCAUCCCCCCUUCCGCAUUCCCCCUUCAGCAUUCCCCCUUCCGCAUUCCCCCUUCCGCAUUCCCCCUUCCGCAUACCCCCUUGCGCAUUCCCCCUUCCUCAUUUCCCCUUCCGCAUUCCACCCUCCUCAUCCCCCCUUCCGCAUUCCCCAAUCCGCAUUUCCCCCCUUCCGCAUUCCACAGUCCUCAUUCCCCCUUCCGCAUUCCCCCCUCCGAAUCUCCCAUUGCGCAUCCCCCCUUGCGCAUUCCCGUUCCGCAUUCCCCCUUUCGCAUUUCCCUUUCCCCAUCCCCCCUUCCGCAUUCCCCCUUCAGCAUCCCCCCUUCCGCCAUCCCACCUUCCGCAUCCCCCCUUCCGCAUUCUCCCUUCCACAUUCCCCUUUCCUCAUUUCCCCUUCCGCAUUCCAUCUUCAUCAAUCCCCCUUCCGUAAUCCACCAUCUGCGUUCCCCCUUCCGCGUUCCCCCUUCCGCGUUCCCCCUUCCGCGUUCCCCCUUCCGCGUUCCCCCUUCCGCGUUCCCCUCCGUUCCCCGUUCCCCCUUCCGCGUUCCCCCUUCCGCGUUCCCUCUUCCGCGUCCCCCCUUCCGCGUUCCCCCUUCCGCGUUCCCCCUUCCAGGUUCCCCCUUCCCCAUUCCCCCUUCCGCGUUCCCCCUUCCGCGUUCCCCCUUCCCCAUCCCCCCUUCCACGUUCCUGCCUCAAACUCACUCCCUCGUGCUUCUUGCCUCAUAG
Messenger RNA from Closterium sp. NIES-65, 859 nucleotides. Lineage: Eukaryota; Viridiplantae; Streptophyta; Zygnematophyceae; Desmidiales; Closteriaceae. The record is from the annotation of a GenBank genome assembly.